This is a messenger RNA of Maniola jurtina (meadow brown), 802 nucleotides long. RefSeq names its product putative nuclease HARBI1. The transcript has 2 exons. The record is from RefSeq and is a predicted model, not a curated record. The coding region runs from base 247 to 795 and encodes 182 amino acids. NCBI's taxonomy places the organism in Eukaryota, Metazoa, Arthropoda, Insecta, Lepidoptera, Nymphalidae.
CCAGAGUUGCAAGUUUUAACUGCUAUAAGAUGCUGGGGACGUCGUGAAGUAAGUUCCUACUUAAUUUCGAAGUUUCUAUUCAUGUACUUAAUUAUUCCUUUUAUAUGUGAUUUCUUCUAACAUGUACUUUUUGUCUAGGUUCAAGAAGAUGGGGGAGAUUUACAUGGGUUGUCUCAACCAACUGUAAGCCGCAUUUGUGCCAGAGUAGCUCGCGCGAUAGCUCGGCACUCAGCGACUUAUAUUAAAAUGCCUCAGACUCUGAUAGAACAACAAACAGUUAUCAGAGAAUUUCAAGAAAUCAGGAAUUUUCCUUCUGUACUGGGCUGCAUUGACUGUACUCAUAUUAAAAUAAAGAAAUAUGGCGGUGAUGCAGCUCAGUACUACAUAAAUAGAAAAGGAUUUUAUUCGAUGAAUGUCCAGGUAACUUGUGAUGCUAAACUACGCAUCAGAGAUAUUGUUGCCAGAUGGCGUGGUAGUACCCACGACUCCCGCAUAUUUAAUGAGUCCACCCUUAAAGAGCGCUUCGAGCGCGGAGACUUUAAGGGGCGACUCUUAGGAGAUUCGGGGUACCGCCUGGAAAGAUAUCUAUUCACGCCCAUUCUGAGACCUCAAAAUGCACGUGAAGAAAAUUACAAUCGUGCUCAAAUUGCUACACGGAACUGUGUAGAACGUUGCUUUGGCGUGUGGAAGCAACGGUUCCAAAGUUUGUUGUAUGGAGUCACUGUUCACAUGCACAAUGUAAAACCUACAAUUGUGGCUCUUGCAGUUUUGCAUAAUAUUGCAAUAGACCAAUAGGACCCUG